AGUUGAUCAGUGAUCGCGGUGCUAUAAACAAUGGAAAUUGUUCGCUCUGAGUCCGCGCGUACAUCUUCCCGCUCAAAUUCAACAAUUUCCAAUGCGCCUAGCAAUUGCUCCAAGCAGGACUUGUACGUAUCCCUGAAGCACUACGACUGCCUCCUGGGUGAACUAAGGUGCCCAGGAUGUGCACGACCAAUGCACGCGCCCAUCCUGCUCUGUCAAUCUGGGCACAGUGUCUGCCAGGAGUGUGUCCGGAAGCAGAAAUCUUGCCCACUGUGUAGGAUGGAUUUCACUGAUAUCCGAUCCAUGACUCUCGAAGCUCUGUCGGCUAAGGCUUAUUUCAGUUGCAAGAACGCCAUUUCUGGCUGUACUGUCCGACUGCCCUUUGACCUCAUGAAGUGGCACAAGCCCCGGUGCCUCUUUCAGACAGGCUCAUGCUUCAUGGGCACCAUCUGGGGCGGUUGCAAUUGGAAUGGACGCAAAAUGGACUACCUAGAGCAUUGCAGUGUAUCCCAUCGGGAUAAACUCUUCCUCUCUGAUGAGGCGCAACUCUUCUGGCCAUUACCUCCGGUAAAAUCGCCCACGGCAAAGACCGUGGUCGGAGUAUUCAUGUUCAAUGUCUUCGAAGAGGUCUUUGAUCUCUACCACGUGCACGAUCGCACGGGAGCUCAAUGCCUCUGGACAAUGGUUUGUGAGUCCAAGGAGCGAAAGACCAGUACCAACUUUGCCUUCCAGAUCGAACUGUUUUGUCAGAAGGAUCCGUCCAGGCUUUUGGUACAGCGACACUCUUGCCAUAGCGAACGCGACGAUGACCUUCUGGACGAGGCCCAUUGUGUCGCAAUUUCCAUGGGAGAUAUCAUGAGGUUCACCGGUGGGGAUAAGAAACUUCACUACAGAGUGAAAAUUUUGGAUUUGCGAGAAUGCAAGACCAAUUCAACUGCAACACAACCUGUAGCUUGUCAAACCUGUGUACCCUCGCCCAAGGUACUUCAGGAUGCAGAAACAGAACCAAUUGAAUGUACCAAUCACAAGUGCGUUCCCAUGUCCAACAUUAUUACCAAAAAAUGCUCAAAAAAGAUAGCAAUUGGGGAAAAAAUUGCAGAAGUCCCUCCUAGAAAUGCCUUGACGAAUGGAACAAUUGCCGAAGUGAAUAAAUCUACGUCACUGAAUGGAAGUGUCUCGAGUCUGGACGUAUUGCAAGAAAAAAUACUCACUCAGUCGACGACGACGACGGAAAAUGGUGUGACGAAGAGCAUUGACGUCAGUAAUCGAGAUUUGAAGGGGAUCUUCGAUAGGGAAUUCCAAUCGGUUCAUAUAAAUUAAUACCACGAUGUUAUCUCUUAUCUUCUUGCAGACACCUUUAUUGCCGAAGAUUUACAGUGUAUAGUCUUCCGGAUGGUAGAGCUCACUCAGCAAUCUGUAAACGUACGAUGGUGCAUUUCCUCCGCUGUAAACAGAAAACUCUUCAUUAAAUUUACCAUUCAAUCUGCAAAUAUUAUUUUUCAAUUAUAUUAUACGUUCAAAAUCAAUUAACUAGAAAAUUUCAGAAAAUUUCACGAAAAUUUCCAAAAUUUCAUGAAAAUUUCAAAAAUUUCAGGAAAUUUUCCAAUAUUUCAUGAAAUUUUGGAAAAUUUCCGAAUAUUUGUAUCAUUUUUUCAAAAAUAAAAAUAAAACUCACAGAUUUGA
This is a messenger RNA of Phlebotomus papatasi, 1680 nucleotides long. RefSeq names its product E3 ubiquitin-protein ligase SIAH1B. Gene Ontology annotation, molecular function: zinc ion binding; ubiquitin protein ligase activity; ubiquitin conjugating enzyme binding. The record is from RefSeq and is a predicted model, not a curated record. The coding region runs from base 31 to 1317 and encodes 428 amino acids. The transcript has 3 exons. Gene Ontology annotation, biological process: multicellular organism development; proteasome-mediated ubiquitin-dependent protein catabolic process. NCBI's taxonomy places the organism in Eukaryota, Metazoa, Arthropoda, Insecta, Diptera, Psychodidae. Gene Ontology annotation, cellular component: cytoplasm.